CCGUUCUUCACCCUUCCAUAGCAAACGCUUUAAUUAGAUUAUUCAAAAUAACAACUUUCACUCUCUUUCUUUUUUUUCCCGUUUUUCUUGAUUGUAUUAAUUAAUGAAUUUUAUUGUUUGAUUGCUCCUUUUUAAUUCUUCUCUUCGUCUUCUUCUUAAGUUCGUUGGCUGUAGAAGAAGAAUGCUUUUGUUACCUACUCUCCUUUUGUAGCUUCUCCACUUCUUCUUCUCUCUUUCUUUUGUGAGAGAUAACUCCAAAAAGCUUUUUUGUAUUGAAGAUGGAGAGAUACAAGUGUAGGCUUUGCUUCAAGAGCUUCAUCAACGGAAGAGCUUUAGGUGGUCACAUGAGAUCUCACAUCCUUACUCUUCCUUCAAAACGUGAGCUUUAUGAAUUAACCGCACGGCCGAGUCAACUCAGUGAAGAGACAGAGUCCGAUGCUUCUGCUUCCUCUGAUGAGGAAGAAGAUGAUGUGAAUUGCGGUGAGUUUGAAAGCGAAACCGAGUCCUCAAGAAUGAACCCAACUCGGAAACGUUCUAAGCGAACUAGGAAGCUCGGAUCGUUCGAUUUCGAGUUCAAGAAGGUGAGAACGAGUCAACCCGGUGAGGUGGUGACAGAGCCUGAACAUCACAGCUCAGCUUCCGACACAACGACCGAGGAAGAUCUCGCCUUUUGUCUCAUUAUGCUCUCCAGAGACAAGUGGAAGCAACAGAAGAACAAGACGAUUGUAGUAGAAGAAGAAGAUGAUGAUGAAUGUGAAGACUACAAAUCGAGCAAGAACAGUGGAGGAAGAGGGAGAUUCAAGUGCGAGACUUGUGGUAAAGUGUUCAAAUCGUAUCAAGCCUUAGGAGGACACAGAGCAAGCCACAAAAAGAACAAGACUUUCACAACAAUGACGUCGACCAAAACAGAGCAUGAGAAAACAGAGUACAGUAAUGGAGUCACGGAGAAGAAAGUUCACCAAUGUCCGAUCUGUUUUAGGGUUUUCACUUCAGGACAAGCACUUGGAGGUCACAAGAGGUCUCACGGAAGCAACAACAUCGGAUCAAGAAGAGAAUUUUCUGUAAAUCAAAGUGUUCCAAGCGUUAAAGAAGAGGAAGAAGUAGAAGUGAAACAGAGGAUGAUAGAUCUUAAUCUUCCUGCACCAAACGAAGAUGAUGAAACCUCUGUGGUGUUCAAUGAAUGGUGAAAACGAAAGGUAACAGCUUUGCGUGAUACGAGUUGUCAAUUUUUUUUUCUAAAAGAAAAUAUUAUUCUUUCUUUUUUUGUUUGAUCAAACUCUAAAAAACAAUUUUAUUUGUUUUUGUUAUUAUGGUGAUAUUAAAAUGCAAAAGAGGCUACUUUUACA
Molecule: messenger RNA, 1346 nt
Organism: Raphanus sativus (radish)
Lineage: Eukaryota; Viridiplantae; Streptophyta; Magnoliopsida; Brassicales; Brassicaceae
Product: zinc finger protein ZAT4-like
Exons: 1
Coding region: 279-1187 (302 amino acids)
Biological process (GO): regulation of DNA-templated transcription
Source: RefSeq, a predicted model, not a curated record